AUGGAUGGUGAGACUAAAGAGAAGGCUAAUGGUGGCCGCGGCGGCGAUGGCAUCGUCGAGUGGCUUGGUGAGCAACCACCUUCAUCAGUGGGCUCUGCCCCGCAAGCUGCAGUCUUGGCCUACCCGGCGAUCGGGGGGUUCGUGUCGCACUGUAGAUGGAACUCCAACCUCGAGAGCAUAUGGUUUGAUGUGGCGAUGGUCAUGUGGCCCCUGUACGAGGAGCAACAGUUCAAUGCUUUUGAGCUAGUGGCGGAGCUGGACCUCGCAACGGAAAUAAAGAUGGACUACGGGAGAGAUCUCAGGAUGGAGUGUGACAUCGUGAUGGCAGACAAAAUAGAGGCCGGAAUUAGGAAGUUAAUGAAGGAGGCAGGUGGCGAGAGACAGAAGAAGGUGAAGGAGGUCAGCAAGAAGAGUCAGAAGGCGUUGGUCGAGGGUGACUCCUCUUACUUGCCUCUCGGGUCGGUUAAUGGAGGACAUCUUGAACAAUACGCUAUGACUUAG
Molecule: messenger RNA, 501 nt
Organism: Eucalyptus grandis
Lineage: Eukaryota; Viridiplantae; Streptophyta; Magnoliopsida; Myrtales; Myrtaceae
Product: anthocyanidin 3-O-glucosyltransferase 2-like
Exons: 2
Coding region: 1-501 (166 amino acids)
Molecular function (GO): UDP-glycosyltransferase activity
Source: RefSeq, a predicted model, not a curated record